AUGCACCAACGAUACGGCAGCGUCGUUAGAAUUGCACCAGACGAAUUGAGUGUCGCAGAUCCGCACGCUUUUAAGGAGAUCUAUAGGGCUGGCGGCAAGUUCAUUAAAUCUGAACUGUACGGCGUUGUGAAGGGAAAAAGGAAAUUUGACUUGUCUGGCGAGAGAGAUGAAGCUAUACACGGCGCCCAGCGGAGGCUAGUGGCGAGGGCGUAUACGAAAGAUUCGAUGCGCACGCUUCAGGCAUCCGUUGACGUUCUCAUCGUCAAUUUCAUGAAGAAGCUUGAACAGUUUGAUGGCAAGUCGGUAUCACUGGGAUACUGGCUGCAGCUGUUUGCUUUCGAUGCAAUUGGUGCUGUUAGCUUUUCUCGAAGCUUCGGCUACGUCGAGGCUGGGAACGAUAACGGCCUCUUUACGCGACUUCGGAAUUCUCUGAAGUCAAUUUCCUGGCUUCAGCAUGCCCCUUGGAUCAUCUACAUGCACAACGCGAUGAUGCCUCUGAUUGGUAACUGGCUGGCAUUCAACGACCGUAACGUCUAUUUCUUUGAGUUUGCCAAGGCAGAGGUCUCACAGCGAAAAGAACAAGGCGGUCACAGCAAAGACAUUGUGGGUCAGAUGUUGGCCACUCAGAAAGAGAAACCCGAGCUAGACGACACGAGUAUGGCUUUCAUGAUGACCACGAACGUAUUUGCUGGCUCGGAUACCACGGCCACGUCUCUAAGAGCCGUCAUCCUGAUGUUGCUUCGUCACCCUGCAACGUAUCGGCGUUUAGUAGACGAAGUGUUCGAGAAACGAGCGAAGGGCGAGCUGAGUGAUCCAGUUACUCUGGAGGAAUCCGAGGCGUGGCCGUACCUUCAAGGAGUACUGUACGAAGGUUUGCGUCUGUACCCGGCAGUCGGGUCAUCGUUGCCACGAGUGGUUCCACAGGGCGGCAUGAAUAUCGGCGAUCACUACGUUCCACCGGGUACCGUUGUCGGGAAAAGUGCCUGGGUCAUCAAUCGUAUCCCUGAAGUCUGGGGCCCAGAUGCGGACACAUAUCGGCCGGAGAGGUGGCUUGAUAGCCGAGCACGCGCCGAACUCAGGCCCUACUUCUUUACCUUUGGCAGCGGUUCCCGUAUAUGUAUUGGUAAAAGCAGAUAUCAGCUGGAUGGAAAUGGCAAAGCUUUUACCGACAAUCCUGAUGCAUUUUGA
Molecule: messenger RNA, 1188 nt
Organism: Lasiodiplodia theobromae
Lineage: Eukaryota; Fungi; Ascomycota; Dothideomycetes; Botryosphaeriales; Botryosphaeriaceae
Product: Cytochrome p450 family protein
Exons: 8
Coding region: 1-1188 (395 amino acids)
Molecular function (GO): heme binding; iron ion binding; oxidoreductase activity, acting on paired donors, with incorporation or reduction of molecular oxygen
Source: RefSeq, a predicted model, not a curated record